ACGGACACAGCUAAUUUUACUGACGAAACAAACCAAAGCUGCUACCCUACGUUUAUUUAUGUUUCCGUAACAUUUAAUAGGCGACAUGACGUACUAAGUACUAUCCUGAUAUAUUACUAAGUAAACAGGUAGCGUUUGUCACGUGGUAUUUGCAUUCAGGUUGUCGGGACAGCGCUACAGUCUUUAUAGCUAAGGUUAAAUGCUAAUCACGCAGCAUCCAGCAGGCUGCCGUUAUCAACAGCAUUAGCGACAUGGUGUAAUAUUAGCCAAACCAGGUGUAAGCAGUUACAACAGUUCAGUGUUUCUGGGUGUAGCGGACACGGGCAUCAGGGUGGAGUUCAUUUAGGAUGAUUAUGCAACGCCGGAAUUUGGGGGGAGACAUUCGUGUGUGAAGAUCGCUGCCAGAAGGGCUGGCUGCUGCUCUGUCAGUGAAGUCAUGCAUGACGUGAAGUUUGCAUUGCUCAAGAGAAGCCUGUCCACGCUUCAGUGAGAUAUCGCUGCUUAUUUACCUGCAAAAUGCCUGGAAUGGUGGUGUUUGGUCGGCGCUGGGGGAUAGCCAGCGACGAUCUGGUCUUCCCGGGCUCCUUUGAGCUGUUCGUCCGCGUACUUUGGUGGAUUGGCACCAUGAUCUUGUUCACUUAUCACAAGGGCCACUUUGAUUGUAAUGGGAGAGGAGUUCUUCACAGCUACCUGGUUGGACUGCUGGUUGUGCUGGGACUCAUCAUCCUCUCACUGUGCGCUAUUGUCUACGUCAGUGCUCAAGGCACCAUCACAAACCCCGGCCCGCGGCGCUCUAUGCCUGCGCUGGUGUACCUGCGAGCUGUGCUGUACGUCCCUGAGCUGGUGUGGGCCUGUCUGGGAGCCGUCUGGGUGUCCGAUGAUGGCCGAAGCUGUGAUCCUGCCACAGUGGGUGCUGUCAUUACAGCAGUUGUUGCCAGCUGGAUCAUCCUGCUGUUCACGGCCGUGGGGGUAGUGUUUGUCUUUGACCCGCUAGGAAACCCCCGUCCUCAGCCUCCUGCCAUGGAGCCGCUGGGAGUACGAGACAUGGAGAGCAGUGAGGGCACCCAGUUUCUAUCCACCGCUCGUUCACUGGCUGUCAAAGUGUGGGAGAACAGGCUGCGGCUGCUGUGCUGUUGCCUGCCGCAGGACGAGAGCUACCGGGCAGCGUUUUCCAGCAUCGCUCAGCUCUUCGGCAGCUUCUUCUCUGACACAGAUCUGGUUCCCAGUGAUAUAGCAGCCGGUUUGGCUCUGCUGCACCAGGAGCAGGAUAAGAUGGAGCGAAGCAGAGAUCCAGAGGUCGUAGUCACUCACAGCCCUUCCUCUCCAGUAGGAGAAGAUCUGGAGACAGAGUUGGAGAAAGCCGCCCACUGGAUGCAGUUUGCUGCGGCGGCUUACGGCUGGCCACUGUACAUUUACUCCAACCUCUUUACCGGACCCUGCAAACUCAGUGGAGACUGCUGUAGGAGUCGCACAGCUGAGUACGAAAUUGUCGGAGGCGACCACCUGGGGUGCCAUUUUUCGUCCAUCCUGCAGAGCACUGGUUUGCAGUACAGAGACUUUAUCCACGUCAGCUUCCACAACCAGAUCUAUGAGAUCCCCUUCUUCGUGGCUCUGGAUCAUAAGAGGGAGGCUAUUCUGGUGGCUGUCAGAGGAACUCUUUCACUGAAGGAUGUUCUCACAGACCUGUCUGCUGAAUGUGAGAACCUGCCUACAGAGGGGGUGUCUGGAGCCUGCUACGCCCACAAGGGCAUCAGCCAGGCAGCGGGUUACAUUUACAAGAGGCUGGUCAAUGAUGGCAUCUUGAACCAGGCUUUCUCCAUUGCGCCGGAGUAUAAACUGGUGAUCACCGGUCACAGUCUGGGCGCUGGUGCAGCCUCGCUGCUGGCUAUUCUCUUGCGCAAUUCCUUCCCCGCCCUGCAGUGCUAUGCAUUCUCUCCACCAGGGGGACUCCUAAGUAAAGCCUUAGCUGAUUACUCCAAGGACUUUGUGGUCUCGGUGGUGCUGGGAAAGGAUCUGGUUCCCAGACUGAGCAUUCCAAACAUGGAGGAUCUGAAGAGAAGGAUACUGAAAAUUGUUUCAAACUGCAAUAAACCCAAAUACCGCAUCCUGCUGCGGGGAUGUUGGUAUGAGCUGUUCGGGGGAGACCCAGAUGACGGUCCCACUGAGAUGGACAACAGGAGGGAGCGAGAGCUUAACCAGCCGCUCCUGGGAGAGGAGUCUCUGAUCGUUCGCCACUCAUCCUCCUAUCAGAGCCUGGCCUCAGAUGACUCGCCCGCCCACACACCUGCACACUUGCCUCUCUUCCUGCCCGGACGCAUUCUGCAUAUCACAGAAGAUGGACCAACACGGAGAUCCUGCUUUUCCCAGGUCCGGUACCGUGCAGAUUGGUCCAAUGAAAUGGCAUUCCGGAGUAUUUUGAUCAGCCCCAGGAUGCUGACAGAUCACAUGCCCGACGUCGUGCUCCGAGCUCUCAGCUCUCUGACCGAGGACAAGCCCUUUUCCCUUUGCCCUUCAUCUUUAAGUGACAGCCAGCACAACACUAUCUGAAAAUGUACCAUAGAGACUGAUUGUGUGUGUCUGUGGUCCCGGCCUUUUCAGUGUUUAAACCCACUCCUGAUCAUUUCUCCGUUUGUCUCUGCCUGAGAAAGGACUGCUUCAGGUAAUUCGCUUGGCCUGUAAUCACAGCAUUUCCUCAUAUUUUAGUUCCAAGCCUUAUGAAAUUUCAAAUACUUCAAAUAUACAAACAUUUGGUUGGAGAUUAUGUGAAAGCAUAGCGAUCUGCCAGCUGUGAUCGCCACGAAGGAACUUUACUUGUAAAGAGAAACUGGAGCACAAGCCUUCAUUUAUUCAAUUGCACUUUUAAUUCUAUAUAUCAAAUGAUUUGAUGCAUUUUGACUUUGAAUUACUCCACAAGCAACUGAAUGCCAUGAUCUUUGAAUGUGCGUUGUGUACAGUAUUUGACAGUGCUGCAGUUUUUUACCAUGACGUCAGUGUUCUUGAGUUUUAUGUUUGUGUGAGUGGUGUAUGUCGGUUCAGGCUGCCCCACUCUCGCUGUAUCUUCUCUCUGAAGAGCAAGAGCGGACUGAGGCAGAGUGAUGAUGAGGGCAGCUUUGCCACAGAGACCUACACUAAAAUCACACCUUCGUUGUGUAGUAGUUGCGAUCAGCCUGUCUUGUGUUUAAUGUCUUGAGACAUCAGGUUGAACAGUGCCUAUGCAUUACAGAAAACCAAGGCCAAAAAGACAGCGAUGAGAGCAGCGUGUUUACGAUGAGAUUUUUUUUUUCUCUCUUCAGUGCAGUUUGAAUAGUGCAUGGUGUUUGGCAUACAUGUGAUAGAUGUAAGAGCUAGAAAGAUUGUACUUGUAGUAAUGUGGGAACCUGCCAUGGAUAUUGCAUCUCAUC
Messenger RNA from Archocentrus centrarchus (flier cichlid), 3401 nucleotides. It is a transcript of the gene daglb, whose product is annotated as diacylglycerol lipase, beta. The record is from RefSeq and is a predicted model, not a curated record. Gene Ontology annotation, biological process: neurogenesis; arachidonate metabolic process; diacylglycerol catabolic process. Lineage: Eukaryota; Metazoa; Chordata; Actinopteri; Cichliformes; Cichlidae. The transcript has 15 exons. Gene Ontology annotation, cellular component: plasma membrane; cytoplasm. The coding region runs from base 517 to 2547 and encodes 676 amino acids. Gene Ontology annotation, molecular function: triacylglycerol lipase activity.